Messenger RNA from Paraphaeosphaeria sporulosa, 678 nucleotides. RefSeq lists its product as uncharacterized. The transcript is spliced from 3 exons. NCBI's taxonomy places the organism in Eukaryota, Fungi, Ascomycota, Dothideomycetes, Pleosporales, Didymosphaeriaceae. The record is from RefSeq and is a predicted model, not a curated record. Bases 1 to 678 code for a protein of 225 amino acids.
AUGGCUGCCGGCGGGAGAGCGCGCGCCCGAAGCGGCAGCGAGGAAUGCACGACGCUCGACACUUGCACACGCAGAUCUCGGCUUGCAGGGGAGUCAGUUGAUAGCGUUCCCAGCCAUUUUGCGGGCGUGAAACAGGCAGAGGCCGUCGACCAAUCGCUCGCCAAGGGUGCCGCCGGUGCCACAGCCGAGUCCAGGGCUCUGAAACAGCAAGGCGUCUCAGCCACCGAAUCGUUGGCUCGCAUGCACCGUCUCACUGGCUUCGCGGGAGAUAAUCCUGCUACCAGCGCUUCAGCACCAGGCGCUGGCUGCCCGGCGAGAGGCCACGGCAAGGCGACGGGCCGCCAGCACAUCGACACCCGCCGCCAAAGCAGUAAUUCUGUCGCCCUGAAGAGUCACCCGCGCAGCGCUGUGCCGCCGGACAACUCACGCCGUCAGAUGUCGCCCGCCCGUCGGGAAGCUGUCACGAACAAAGGGCCUCCUCCCUCACCUCGUUCUGCAGUCGCCUUGCCUGCUUCACCGUCUGGCAUUUUUGAGCUCGCACUGUGCGACUGUAGCACCACAGCUUCUCCACGCGGCCGAGCCCUGAUUGACAUUGGGCAGACCCACACCGCCGUGGAUCGUGUACGAAGCGGCGCAUCACGAGCUUCUCCGCGCAGAGAAGGCGCUUGCAGCCUGUGA